Molecule: messenger RNA, 721 nt
Organism: Yamadazyma tenuis ATCC 10573
Lineage: Eukaryota; Fungi; Ascomycota; Pichiomycetes; Serinales; Debaryomycetaceae
Source: RefSeq, a predicted model, not a curated record
AGACUUCGAUACUUUGCUAGAAGAAAAGUCGUCGGAGUUCAUUCAGUCUCAGACCCAGGAGGUGGAUAUUGAAACGGGCUCUACAAAUCAUAAACGCAGCACUUCACCUUUGAAAGUCUCACCACCACGAACUGCCAAAAGGCCAAUUCUGAAACUAAGAAGCAAGAAGGUUCAUUUCCUAGAGUCAGCAGCCGACAAUGAUAUCAGUUUCGAUGACAGCUCAAUGGUUAAAAGCGACUUUGACGAAGACUCCCCGUCACAAAACUCAAUUCUUGAGCAGCUCAAUGACGAAGAGCUCCUGUUCCGAUUUGAUCCCAGUAUCAGCUCACCCCCAUCUCUAGCCAAGCCGUCCCACAUCUCCAAGAAAAUGAUCAAACCCAAGAGAAUCUCAUCACUCACCAACAAACGACUCGAUGACUCCAAAGUACCUUUACUCAACAAACAAGCAUCCAAAUUGAUUCUAAACAACGAUAAAGAAAACCAUCGGAGCUGGAGAGUAUCUUCAAACCCGUCCCAACUCAUGCAAUUCACAAUGAACGCGGGUACGCGGAAUAUAGAAAGUAAUGGGUCUGAAAAUGUCGAGUGAUAUAUUUUACUACGUACUAUUUGCAUUAAUGAUUAACGAAUUAACAUUUACCAUCUGCCGCCUUGGCCACCGCCGUAGCCUCCUUGGCCACCCCCAAAUCCACCUGGACCAUCUCCGCCGAAUCCGCCAGGGCCA